Orbicella faveolata is the source of this 1005-nucleotide messenger RNA. RefSeq lists its product as uncharacterized. The record is from RefSeq and is a predicted model, not a curated record. Lineage: Eukaryota; Metazoa; Cnidaria; Anthozoa; Scleractinia; Merulinidae.
UUUAUUUUUUCCUACUCUUGACUAUUGUAGAUUGUACAAAAAGAUGACAAGCAGGUGUAUGCACCGUUAUUCAGGUGAGAGCAAUGAUGGUAUUGCCAGUCUUUAUUUUAUAAUGUUUGCUUCCUUUUCACCGUGGGAUCACAAUUCAUGUAUACAAACUGCGAUUCGUUUUGAUAAAUGAUAAUUUGCUUAGUUAAGGCGGGGGUCUGCCUGAAUUAAAGUGAAGUUUUAGGAAGUCUAAAGAGGGAUCAAAAGGAAAAAAAAGUUUUAGAACACCACCAGAUAGUUGAACGCCCCUCAAAAGGGCACCCCAUGUUGGUGUACAACUGUUUGGUGUACGAUUACCAAUUUUUAACUUCAACUUCUAAUUUUAAAACAACAUCAAACCUUCAAAAUUUCCUAUUUCCAUAAAUUUUACUAAUCCUUUAAGAAAAACUUUUUAUCCCAAAUACACCUAAAACCACCGAAAAAUUUACCACACAGCCGAAAACGUAGAUAUGUGGGAUGAGCAGAGAGGUUUUUGACUUCUUCAAAAGUGAACGAGAUAUUUGCGUUAAAACAAUAAUACCUAACCAAAAUACAAUCUUCAUGUUAAUCCCUGCCUUAACCAAUCGGUUCUUCUAUUUUUGGUUUAUAGAUGGAGGAGAGAGAGGAAGCUUGUCGCGCCGACGGGAACGCGACCAUAGAAGAGGGAAAAUAGACGAGAACGAUUUCAAAUUCAAAGAGAACGCGAGACAGAGAGAAGGCAGAAGAGAGUUUGAAUCAGAAGAAGACGAGGGAAGAAGAGAAGAAUUAGUGAUGGGAAGAGUUAGAAUCUGCGAAGGAGAUUUGAGAAACCGGCUGCCUUUAAGGAAAGGUGAGUGUUCGAAGCUGUUAGUGACUGUCUUUCCCGCCAUUGUAGCGAAGAGAAAAAAUAGGUCUAUACCAUGCAUGGAACAGAAGACAUAGUUUAAUGGUUAACGAGGUGAUAUUAAAUGUUACCAUUUUCACGGAAUCCGCUAAAGG